Messenger RNA from Schistocerca serialis cubense, 726 nucleotides. RefSeq lists its product as uncharacterized. The record is from RefSeq and is a predicted model, not a curated record. The coding region runs from base 1 to 726 and encodes 241 amino acids. NCBI's taxonomy places the organism in Eukaryota, Metazoa, Arthropoda, Insecta, Orthoptera, Acrididae. The transcript has a single exon.
AUGAACUCCACUCCAUUUGAUGUUGGAACCAUGUUGCACAGUAGGCAGUCUCCUGCAAAUCAACAUGAGGUAAAGGAAAUGGAAAGCAAACCUUAUCGGCAGGCAAUUGGCAGCUUAAUGUUUGCAGCAACUGUCUCACAGCCAGACAUCAUGUUUGCUGUGAGCAUGGUGAGUAGGUUUUUACAUAAUUACAUUAUGAAGUAUCUACAGGGGACCAGGGUCCUGACCUUAAGACGCAAAGCUGACUCUACUGGACUGGUGGUCUACUCAGAUGCCGACUUUGCUGGUGAUUGUGACACUCGUUGGUCAACAAAAGGCAAUAUGAGCUUGUUAGCAGAUAGGCCUCUGACAUGGUGUUCACAUCGGCAGAAAUGUGUAAGCAGAUCAGCAAUGGAGGCUGAAUACAUAGCAGCUUCAGAUGCUGCUAGUGAAGUUGUUUGGUUGUGCAGUUUCCUCAGUGAACUUGGUUUUCAGUUAGACAAACCAACUACACUCCAUGUAGGCAAUCAGAGUGCAAUUCACCUGUUUAAAAACACAGAACAUCACAAACACACCAAGCACACUGACAUUAAAUACCAUUAUAUACAUGAACAUAUUGCAAAUAAUGAAACUGAAGUCUAUUGUGUUUAUUGUAAUAAACAGUUGGCAGACUUAUUCACAAAACCUUUAAGCACAGACAAAUUAAUAUCAAACAGAAAAGUUGUGCCAAUGAUCUCAAAAAAAUAA